Messenger RNA from Ipomoea nil (Japanese morning glory), 2286 nucleotides. RefSeq lists its product as uncharacterized. The record is from RefSeq and is a predicted model, not a curated record. Lineage: Eukaryota; Viridiplantae; Streptophyta; Magnoliopsida; Solanales; Convolvulaceae. The transcript has a single exon. The coding region runs from base 1 to 2286 and encodes 761 amino acids.
AUGGGUGAUCCUUGCACAAUGCUGCUGAUGAUGGGCAGUAACUCAAAAUGUAUAGAGAAUGUUAGAAGAAUGCUGGAGAAAAACAUUUCGCCUAUGCCAAUUAUUGGGCUUUACGUAGCAAUCGCUUCAGUGUCAUGUGGGUAUGCAAUUAUCUAUAACUCAGUUUUUAUGUUUUCAAGCUUACUCCCUACUAACUCCUUCUUAUUCGUCAAGUUUUUCGAUUUGAAUGCAACUUGGCUGACACUAUUAGCUGUGGCUACCAAGCUCACUGGAGACCUCACAUCUCCCAUGUUGUCUUACAAUGAUAACUUCUCAAAAAUCAGUAGCACACUUUUCUUAACUGUGGCCAUGGGUCAAUUUUUCACCACACUGGGCUCUAUGAACGGCAAUGAUAUGCGAAGCAAUGUCAUGGCUUUGAGCAUAUUGGUAUUCACCAUCCUUGUAGAUUUAUGCAUCCAACUGAGAACUGGUGUACUUGAUUUCUCAUUAUUUCCAGAAAUCAUCUUCGCUCUUGUUUUGCUAUUCUGCAUGUUCAUAGCAAUUGUGUGUUCAGCUCUAGCACUUCCAGCAAUUAAGAAACACGCAGAAUCAAAGCAUCAUAUGCUAGUGAAACAGAUGGAAGCAACAGCUGGGCAACAUUCACUUAAUAGAGUUGAAGAGCUGAGAUUGAGGGUUACAAAGUAUUGGGUGAUGGCAGCAUCUGGUAGCCCUCAAUUUCUGAUCACAAGGUUGCCCACUUUCGUUUUUACAAAUAUCAUCACCCUAUUUUCUGCACUUAUUUCUAUUCUAGGAUAUAUUAGAAGUUAUACUACGGAAGCAUACUGGAUUACUUAUUGUCCUUCUAUGCAAUCUGAUUAUAAGUGGUCCGUCUCAUUGAUUAUACAUUCUCAGUUGAUUGCGGUGAUGCUGCCUGUCUUCUUUGCUGCAAUCUUAUUGACUACUGUCAUGAGUUAUAAGUAUGAGGACAAUGGGAUCAAAAUUUCCAGAAAAGAAUUCACAGUUGAGCCCUAUUGGACUGAAAAUCUAGUAGAAUGGUGUCAGACUCCAAUAUCUAUGAGAAUUCUAAGAUAUAUACUGCCCACAAAACUUUUUCACGAUACAAAAAGUUUGAUCUCAACUGUCUGCAUGCUACAUCAGACUUGGGUUGUCAGAUUUAUUAAGUUCUGUUGUGUUGUUUCUUUCUACGUCUGGCUUCCAUUACUAUUUUUAGUUAAUCUUUUACGCAAACUAUUGUCACCUGCGCAUCAAGUAUCAAAUGACCAAAUGAGAGAAGAGAUAGCAGACCUCAGCCACUUUGUGAUACUUCUUGAAGGAGAAAAACAAUUGCCAAAACCAUUGAUGAGGAAAAUCAUUUGUGUGGUGAAUAGUCAUAUUAAGUGGGGAAAGAAUCAACCACCACGUAGUCUACUCAAUCUUCUCAAACAAAGUUUCUUUUACAAAGGUGCAAUACAAUUUGACAGUAGCCAAGUUCCGAGUCUAUUAUCAGAAGAACCUCCUCAUUGUUGGACACUUCCAGUGAUGACACUCACAACCAUUGCCGUUGCACUUCCAAACAUUGCAAAUCAACAUGUUGAUGAGCUUGUAAGAUGUGUUGAUGAAGGCCUCCGAUAUGCAAGCUAUAUAGAUGUGCUGGACGAGAAGCAUGUGUUGAAAUGCAUUAAAAAUGCUGCAAGUGUGGUGUGGGUGGGAGUUAAACUUCAUAAGAAGUGGUUGGACAAGGAUCUUGGGGAUACAAUUAGGGAAAUUUGUUCUACCCGGGAGAUUAUUCAAGGUCUUGCUGAUGAAGCUGAAAGAAUUGUCAAAGAGUUCAGUUCUACGAGAAGCCAAUACCUUGUCGAAAAUCCUCUCUAUUGGCCUUCAAAUGUUUUAGCUGCUAAUUCAAUGUACAGAAUCAGCCGGACAAUUCUUUUAUACUAUGGGAAUGGUGAGUACCAAGCUGAAGAGUUGUUUAGAAAAUUAAUUUGCAUGAUUGCAAACAUAUUGACAGCGUGUCUUAUUAAUUUGCCGCACCUGAUAGCUACCAAGUGCAUAAACAAUUCUCUUGAAGAAAGGUUCAGAAGUGUUGAUAAUGCAGCUAUCCUUUUUGGAGAAAUUGAAGAUAUUCUGAAGUUAUUUGAAGAGCGGCAAUUUUUAGGAAUUGGUCCAAGUCAGCCAUUAUGCAUUGAUGAAUGGCUUAGAUGGAUGGAGUGUGAGACACAAGAUCCAACAGUUUCAACCUCAUCAACCGACAAUGGCGCAUCCUCUACUGUUGAGUCCAAUGAUGAGCUUGUGAUUGUUCCAAUGUAA